GGAAGCGCCCGCGUAGGGCACCGCUGUCCGCUGUCGGGACCCGCCCCUCCUCGGCCGGGUACUGGCCUCGUCCAGCCGCGCCGGACCCGGGGGUCACUGUCAUGUGACUUCUGUCCCUGACCACGAGCCUGAGCCGCAGCCUUUAGGUGAAGAGGGUCCGAUCGCCCGAGAAUCAGGGUCUCUUGUGACAGUCCCGUCCUUGCUGUGUGCCAUGGUGGCGCUGUGGGCUCUCGCUCUGGCCUUGGCCCUAGCCCUGGCCACUGCUGGCCCACCUAACAUCAUGCUGAUCUUUGCUGAUGACCUGGGCUAUGGGGACCUGGGCUCCUAUGGGCACCCCAGCUCCACCACCCCCAACCUGGACCAGCUGGCCGCAGGUGGGCUGCGCUUCACCGAUUUCUAUGUGCCCAUGUCUCUGUGCACACCCUCCCGGGCUGCGCUCCUGACCGGCCGACUCCCAGUCCGGAUGGGCCUGUACCCUGGAGUUCUGGAGCCCAGCUCCCGAGGGGGCCUGCCUCUGGAGGAGGUGACCCUGGCUGAGGUCCUGGCUGCCCGAGGCUACCUCACAGGGAUAGCUGGCAAGUGGCAUCUUGGGGUGGGGCCUGAGGGGGCCUUUCUGCCCCCCCACCAGGGCUUCCAUCGAUUCCUGGGCAUCCCGUACUCCCAUGACCAGGGCCCUUGCCAGAACCUGACCUGCUUUCCGCCGUCCACCCCCUGUGAUGGCAGCUGUGACCAGGGCCUGGUCCCUAUCCCGCUGUUGGCCAACCUGUCCGUGGAAGCACAGCCCCCCUGGCUACCUGGACUGGAGGCCCGCUACGUGGCUUUCGCCCGUGACCUCAUGGCUGAUGCCCAGCGCCAGGGCCGGCCAUUUUUCCUGUACUACGCCUCUCACCACACCCACUACCCCCAGUUCAGCGGGCAGAGCUUCUCCGGGCGCUCAGGCCGAGGGCCAUUUGGGGACUCCCUGAUGGAGCUGGACGCAGCUGUGGGGGCCCUGAUGACAGCUGUGGGGGACCUGGGGCUGCUCGGAGAGACGCUGGUUAUCUUCACUGCAGACAACGGGCCUGAGACCAUGAGGAUGUCCCAUGGCGGCUGCUCUGGCCUUCUUCGUUGUGGAAAGGGAACCACCUUUGAGGGUGGUGUCCGGGAGCCUGCCUUGGCCUUCUGGCCAGGCCACAUCGCUCCUGGGGUGACCCAUGAGCUGGCCAGCUCCCUGGACCUGCUGCCCACCCUGGCUACACUGACGGGGGCUCCACUGCCCAACGUCACGUUGGAUGGUGUCGACCUCAGCCCCCUGCUGCUGGGCACAGGCAAGAGCCCUCGGCAGUCUCUCUUCUUCUAUUCGGCUUUCCCAGACGAGGUCCACGGGGUCUUUGCUGUGCGGAGUGGGAAAUACAAAGCUCACUUCUUCACCCAGGGCUCCAUCCACAGUGACACCACACCGGACCCCGCCUGCCACGCCUCUAACCCGCUGACUGCCCACGAGCCCCCGCUGCUCUUUGACUUGUCUGAGGACCCUGGUGAGAACUACAACCUUCUGGGAGGCGUGUCCGAGGUCGCCCCCGAGGCGAUGCAGGCACUGAAGCAACUCCAGCUGCUCAAGGCCCAGUUCGACUCCUCGGUGACCUUCAGCCCCAGCCAGAUGGCCCGUGGCGAGGACCCUGCCCUGCAGAUCUGCUGUCAGCCUGGCUGCACCCCGCGGCCUUCCUGCUGCCACUGCCCAGAGCCCCAGGCCUGAGAGCGUGGGCAGGCCCGCCCAGGGCGCCUGCCCCACCCGGGAUGGUUGGCGGCAGCAGUGUGGGUGUGCGGAGGGGCUCUGUACCUAAUAACACCAUGUGAUACUCACGAGCGUGGGAAUUCAUCUGAUCCUUAUGCUGACCCCAGAGGUAGGUGCUGUUCUGCUUGGGUUACAAAUGAGGAAAUAGGUGUGGAGAGGUUCAGCAACUUGUCUGAGGCCACCCAGCUGUUAGGUCGGGCUGGACCUGCUGCCCACCCUGGCUACACUGACGGGGGCUCCACUGCCCAACGGGAUCUGAACCCAAGCACCUUGGCUCUGGGAGCUGCCCACCGCCUUUGUGACCGUCCGUGCAAGCUGGGUUCCUGAGUGUGCGCCUGUCCCUCCCGGAAGCCAUCGUAAGUGCUGUUGUGUGGCAGAAACAGGGUGGGUGGGUGUGAGGGCAAGGUGGGCAGAGACCUUCAAGUUGCCGAGCACCCGUGAGCCCCAGGUGUGCCCUGACAGUCCGUGGGGGCACCACGACUGGGGCGGUGGGGGGUUGGGGAGGCAGGCUCUUCUCAGAAACCCGUCCGAGGGGCUGAGGGCUGAGGGUGGAUGACGAUUUGCACACUCCAGGUGGGGGUCAGGGGAGAUAAGCUCCUGGGAUAACUCCCCCAGACUCUGCCUCUGCCCCUUUCAGAGCUCUGUGUUUUCCACCUCCCCAGACAGCCCGGCUGUCCCACCCAGCACACGAAGGCGUAGCUCAGGGCUGGCUCCCUCCCUGCUCUGCACUCUGCAGGCCGCACUCUCCCUCAGAAUUACGUUCAGGCUCCUUAGAGGCCUCAUAUCCUCUGAGGCCUUCCCCACUGCCCUCCCGACAGCCCUCAGCUCUGGUGUGCUGGCUCAGCCGUCCUCUGGUGGGGCUGGUGUGCUCUCUGCAGAGGGGACUCCAACCACCCACCUGUACCCACGUGAGCGAAGCGUAGACCUUGUAGUCACCUUGUGUGUGCACGCGCGUGACAGGUGCCCACGGGUCCCCAUGCUCCCUCCCGGCCAGCUUGACAAGAAGAGCUUGUCUGGAUGCCUGAGGGCAGUAUCCACCUCCUGCUGAUAGACCCUCGCCUUCCCAGUGUUGGGCAGAGGCCCGUGGACGAGGAGGCAUGGCCUCUCCGGGACCCAAUCUGAGCCAGUCCCAAUCCCAUCCAGUGACUGGUCCCGGAAUGCCACAUGGCUAAGUCCUGGUCCACGAAAGGUCAGUCGUUGUCUGCCAGGUUCCCUGCAGCGUUCUUUCUUGGGGCCUUGAGGGUGCGGUGGUCUCACUGUCCCGCCCAGACAGCCUGCAGCUGCUAAACCCGGUCCCCAGCCACCUAGCUCCAGAGCUCAUGAUGUAAUCAACACCACCGGCUUAAGCCGCUGCUGGGGGUUUAUCUGUCACUUUCAGACCAAAGAAGUCUUGCUGGAAUGGGACGCGGGAUGCACGGCAACUGUGUCCACAGGCAGCCCAGGAGCUGCGCUGUUCAUGCCCCGGAUCCUGCUGUGUCUUGGAGCUGCCCCCCCAGGGCAGUGCUUUCCCUGGGACCCUUGCAGCCAGUGAUGCUGGUUAGGAGGGCCCAGAUGAGCUGGGCGUGCCCUCCUGUAGGCUGCCCCUUCUCUUCUGGUGGGACACAGUCACCUCAAGGGGCCUUGGUUCCAGAGGGAGGACUGAGGAACUGAAGCAGGCCCACUGUCUGUGCGUGACCGCCAGACACCCAAGUGCUCGGCAAGAACCACACCAGCGCUAACACCCAUAAAGGCAGGGGCUGCUCCGGGCCCGCCCCCCACUUGGCUGAAGUUCGCUCCGCACAGAGGGCUGUGUGUGAUGCUGAGGCCCAGAUCACCAGAGGGAACCCCUCCCUGUUCCCGGGGCACUUCUUGUCUAGCGAAGGGUAUGGGCGUCAGCCCUGACAUCUCUGAAAGGUGGGAUUCGGGCACAAUAGGGCCCCUUCCACCUGGGUGGGGGUGGGGGACAUAUGGCUAUUACCUGAGAAGGGACACUAGAAUGUUCUCUAGCUGGAUUGGAGGGUGGAAACAGUGUGUACGUAUGUGCAAAGCAGUAAAGCUACACACUUAG
Neogale vison (American mink) is the source of this 3821-nucleotide messenger RNA. It is a transcript of the gene ARSA, whose product is annotated as arylsulfatase A. The transcript is spliced from 9 exons. The record is from RefSeq and is a predicted model, not a curated record. The coding region runs from base 212 to 1735 and encodes 507 amino acids. NCBI's taxonomy places the organism in Eukaryota, Metazoa, Chordata, Mammalia, Carnivora, Mustelidae. Gene Ontology annotation, molecular function: arylsulfatase activity.